CAAACUGGGGAGGGACAUUUCUGCACACCUCUUGAGUUUCUUCAAAGAGCUGCAGAGAGGCAUAGGGGAGGAGGGAGAUCACACAGAAGGGGGGUAAGAGAGAGGCGAAAUCAUCCCAUCUUUCGCUUGUGAGCAAGGCACUGCUGCUUGAAUCCAUUUUCCUCUGCGCUCAGAUGUAACAGGAUAAAAUGCUGAAGUUCUUCACAGCGCGGGACGAUGAGAAUGAAAGCCUUUUGGGAGCAAUAACUGAGGAUGAAGGGGACAGUGCGUCUCUUCAGGACACCAAGCACCACUGGCUGAACAGACCCUGUCUGCUGGUGCUCAAAGAUGGAGAUGUGUCAAAACCUGCACUGGACUGUAGAGAAAUCAGACAGCAAUCUCCAUCUAAAGCCACGUCGGAUGCAACGCUCAGAAGCAAAUCUGGACCAUGUGAGCAGAAACCUAUUGAACAUCCCACUGAAUCUGCUUCCCAAGUGGAGAAUGGCAGCUGCACUGUGACUUCCAUCUCCACAUGGGGUGAAAAGGAGUCCCCCGGCCCUCUAGUGUUGAGCCCAGCAGAGGCUGCGUGGGCAGAGGAGGAGGAAGAGAAGAACCAGAAGUCCCCGGUUCUCCCAUCAAAGGAAGACUCGGUGAUUGAGGAGAAGGAGCGGGAGGAAAGUGGGCUGGAGCAGCAGGAUGAUUCUUGCAGCUUGGAGGGACCAUCUCGAGGAGAUCAGACAAACACCAAUAAGGCUGGUGCAGGCUGCGGGGAGGAAGCGAUGGGUGAGUGCGCUGCUUCUCCUGUGGAUAUCGAUAACAUGUCUGAGACAAGUCCUGUUGGCAUUCUGUCCAAGGAUCGAGUCACUGUCCUUGGUGAGGUGGCCCCUGUGUGGGUCCCCGAUGCCGAAGCGCAGGUCUGCAUGAAGUGUGGUAUCAAGUUUACAUUCACCAAGAGGAGGCACCACUGCCGUGCCUGUGGGAAGGUUUUUUGUGCACUUUGCUCCAGUUUGAAGUUCAAACUUACACACCUGGAUGGGAAGGAGGGACGAGUAUGCAUCUCCUGUCAUUCAGCACUCAUUAAAAGGAUGUCUCCAAAAGGAAAAAGAAAGGUGUGGUUUGCAGACGAAAUCCUCAUCAAUAAGCAUUCAGAGUCUGCCCCGACCACACCCAUCAGGGGGCCCGCGUUCUCACCGCUGAUGAGUCGAGUGCUGGGCGGGCCUGUUAAAAGUCCUGUGGGUUCACCCCAGAUCAGGAGAACUUUGAGGCCACAUGGAACAAUGAUUGGUGAGGCCUGUGGUCCCUACGGCUGGGGAACCACAGCUUUAGUGAGCAGCUCUGCUAACCUCAUUCCCUUGGAUGGCUUGCCACCCAUACUCACCUCCACAGGAGUCAAAGGAGACUACACUGUGGAGGAGCAGCCCUCCGAGAUGCUCCUUAUUCAGGAGUUGGAGAGCGGCAGACCCAGGCCUCUGGUGUUUGUUCUCAAUGCUAACCUGCUCGCUAUGGUGAAGUUGGUCAACUACGUUAACAGGAAGUGCUGGUGUGUGACAACAAAGGGAAUGCAUGCUGUAGGGCAGGUGGAGCUGGUGGUGCUGCUGCAGUGCCUACCUGAAGAAAAAAGCUUCCCCAAAGACAUUUUUAGGCACUUCAUUCAGCUGUACCGAGACACCUUCACAGGGAAGGUUGUGAAACACCUGUCACUCUCCCUGUUUGGCAGCAGCUUCUUUGGCAGUCAGGAUCACGCAGGCUUCCUGUACGUUCGCUCCACUCUCCAGUCCCUUCAAGGUCUACCUCUGCCAAACCAGCCCUACCUCUUUGGCCUGCUGGUCCACAGAGCAGAGGUGGCCUGGGCCAAAGCCUUUCCCUUACGCCUCAUGCUGCGACUGGGGGCUGAGUACAGAUGUAAGCCAGGCAACUAUGUAAGCUCUCUGAGUUACAGUGUUUCUUCCCCAGUUACCCACUUUCUGUCUCUUGUUCCAGUUUACCCAUGCCCUCUGUACAGUGUACGCUUUAGGAAGCCCUUGUUUGGUGAUAUAGGUCACACAAUAAUGCGACUGUUAGUGGUGAGUAUGGCAUUUUGUAACAUUUUUUUUGUGUCGUUGCAAAACCACCCUUCCUGUCAGCAGUGGAAGUUUGGUGUCACAACUUUUAUUAAACAUGGUGUAACAGGCACUGGGUCUUUUUACCAUUCUGCUGUGUUUCAGGACUUUAGGAAUUACCGUUACAGCCUACCAAUGGUAUCGGGGCUCACUGUGGACUUAGAAGCUCAUAGGACUUGCAUAAAAAUACCGACCACUGGGUAUAAUGAGCUAAUGAAGGCUGUGAAUAAGUCCAAUGAGCAUGUGCUGGCAAUAGGGGCAUGCUUCAAUGAGACUGCAGACUCCCACCUCAUCUGUGUCCAAGCAGAUGAUGGCCAGUAUCAGACCCAAGCCAUCAGCAUCCACAAUCAACCACGUAAAGUUACUGGAUCAUGCUUUAUUAUAUUCAGUAGUGCACUGAAAGCAUCAGCAGGAUACCUGGCCAAAUCCAGCAUUGUAGAAGAUGGGCUAAUGGUGCAGAUCACCGUGGAAACCAUGGCGGAGCUCCGUCGAUCACUACGGGAGAUGAAAGACCACACCGUCACCUGUGGACGGCUGGACCAAUCAGAGAGCCAGGAGCUUGUUUGUGUACAGUGGGUGGAGGAGAAAUGCACUGUGAAUAAGGGCAUCAUCAGCCCCAUCGAUGGGAAAUCAAUGGAGUCUAUCAGCAGUACCAAGAUGUUCCAGAAGUCAGAAUACAAAGAAAAUGGAAAGAUCAUCCGCUGGACAGAAGUGUUUUUCCUGCAGACAGGUGAUAAUCCCAAAGGAGCAGUGACUGACUCUGCUGAACACAACCGGCUAACGGAGAGAAUCGCCCGGGCAUUUUGCUUGGCACUGUGUCCACACCUUAAACUGCUGAAAGAGGACGGCAUGGCCAAACUGGGACUGCGUGUCACUUUUGACUCCCAAGAGGCUGGAUUUGUGGCAGGGAGCAAUGGGCAGCCUCUCCCAGCUCAGUACCUCAAUGCGCUGAAUAGCGUGCUGAUUCCCGUCAUCCACAGCAGGGGGCGCAAGAGGGACGGCGAGCCCAUAGUGAUGGAGCUCAUUUUUUACAUCCUUGAGAACAUCACUUAGAGAACUCAGACUUUCCACUAAUUCAUCUUCUUAACCCUGACCACUGCUUCAUCUCCAGCACUUCUCACCAGUUUCAGGGCAAUAAAAGCAUUCCAAAGGCAAAGCGGAUCAUAUCCAAGGUCUGCAUCCAUCUCAUCCAAGAGAUCUGACUCUUUGUGGUUUUCUGAUCUCACUCGGCCCAGCCACAAUCAAUCAGGCUACGCAUGAAACCUACGAUGGACCAUUAGAUAAGGGUGCAGCUCUCGCACUGUAGUAGCAAUUUCAUGGCUUGAAAUCAUUAAUGUCACAAUGUUUAAUACAUAUUUUACAGUCAAGAAUACCUUUAAAGUGAUAGCUCACAACCUUAAAGCUAAGAGAAUGACUUGAAGUUAUGCAUCAAAUCCAAAUAGCAGCUUCAUGCACACUGAAUGAAUGCCUGGAGAAUGUUUUAAUAUUGGAUGAAUUUUAACUGACUGCUCAUGAAAUGUAAUGUUAGCUUGGAAUUAAACUUGCAACAGUGACCGAGUUCUUGCCUAUUGCCCAAGCA
Oreochromis niloticus (Nile tilapia) is the source of this 3657-nucleotide messenger RNA. It is a transcript of the gene zfyve9b, whose product is annotated as zinc finger, FYVE domain containing 9b. The record is from RefSeq and is a predicted model, not a curated record. Gene Ontology annotation, cellular component: early endosome membrane. Gene Ontology annotation, biological process: endosomal transport. The coding region runs from base 189 to 3131 and encodes 980 amino acids. NCBI's taxonomy places the organism in Eukaryota, Metazoa, Chordata, Actinopteri, Cichliformes, Cichlidae. The transcript is spliced from 14 exons. Gene Ontology annotation, molecular function: metal ion binding.